GCGCUGUAUGUCGCGCUUAACUUCGCACAAUGUUUACAUCGUGCAUGACCCGGCAAAACGAUAACAGAAAGCGACAGUGUUAAGCGAAGAUCGUUCUAAAACCUGUGAUCAUAGUGACCAGUGAGACGGGUCAACAGAGCCCCAAUUCGGCGGUCGUAGUGUAAGAGUGCAACGGCCGAAACAAAGGACGCGCAAUGACGUUCUCUGGAAACAUGAAGGAGAGCAAGUCGCGCGGCGUGAAAGACACAUGGGAGUCGGAGCUUGGAUAUGGCUGGUCACGCAACGGUCAGCGGCGAUGCGCGCGACACCGCGGCCCGGAGUCCACUAUGUCCGUGAGCAGCGACAUCCGCUUCACACGCCGCAAACUCAGCCGCUCCUGCCGCGGUUGCUGCGCGGCCGCCGCCUCACUGCUCGUGCUGCUGCUACUCGCCGCUGUCGCCGUUUAUCUCGGACAUAUGUACUUGUUUGGAGACCCAUUGAACCGGCAAACUUUCCGAGGGUCAUUCGUGAUCGCCCUCGGGGUGGAGGGCGAGUUCGGUGACCCCGAGGCGCGGGGCAAUGCCACCAAGGAAGGGUUCCUGCAGGCAGCUCUGACGGACCUCUACCGGACCUCGGAACUGAGGUCGUGCUUCGUAGCCGCUGACGUUUUAGCUUUAGACAGCUUGGAGAAAGGGAUACGAGUGCACUUUGAGAUGUCCUUCGAACCCAUAUUCACGGCAGUUACUACGAGCGAGGUACGAGCUGUGUUGACGCGGGAGUUGACGUCGCCUGCGCACCUUCGGAAUGUCGCAGCAUUAGUAGAGACACUACAACUGGAGGAAAAUUCUGUAAUAUCAUUGGAACUGAAAGAAGCCGAAACGACCACAGACGAUGCGCCGACGACGGAGGCUACUUCCACAGAGGUGGUGGAAGAACUGCGCGAGUGUGCACCGGUCACUCUGGGGCUGUGUUCCCACUUGCCGUACAACACUACCGCGUAUCCGAACCUCGUGGGGCACCAGAAUAAGGAUGCUAUGAAUGCGGAUCUUGUUGCCUUUAGAGAGCUCCUUGAUGCGGAAUGUUCACAUCUUGCACAGGAUUUCGUAUGCGAGAUGUUGCAGCCACGCUGCGAUCACGACCACCUGGUGCGGCCGUGUCGGGCAUACUGCAGAGCGUUCCACGCGGGCUGCGGAGCGAGACUGCCAGAAAGACUGCGACCCCAUUUUGACUGCUCCCGCUUUCCGGACUACUUUGGACCAGGAUCAUGUACGCCAGAAGCAGAUUGCAGCGCCGGUCUUCAGCGGUUAGCUCUAUCGCGGCGCGCUUGCGAUGGCGUGCCGGAUUGCGCGGGGGGCGAGGACGAGCGAGCCUGCGCACAUUGCGCGGGCGCUGGUGGUGCGGCUCUCCGCUGCGCGCUGCACGCCCGCUGUCUGCCGCCGUAUCUACGCUGUGACGGCACUCCUGACUGUCCCGAUGGCAGCGAUGAGACUGGAUGUUUAUGGAUCGCACGUUCCCUAGCAUCCUGGAGACGUGAGAACGGAGAGACAACGCUCGGGGCAGUUCGUAGUCGUGCGGGGUACGCCGUGUGGGCGGAGCGCGGCCGCGACGGCAAGAUCUGCGCGGCGCCUUACGAGAACGACAAGCGAGCGCUAAUGAGCGUCGCUACGUCACUGUGUAGAGCUUUAACUUUUAGGACAGCAAUAAGCGCAGAAGUUGUACCUGACAGUGAAGAAGAAAUUGAAUCAAAUGAAUCAGAGCAAACUGAAUCGCGGAAAUUCACAAAAGAAAAACCAGAAUACGUAGAAGUGGUAGACCCCUUUGCGAAUGAAAUAUCGUUUCAGAAAAGCGAAUGCCCGCAACGGAAAGUGAUUCGAGUGUCUUGCGAAAAUUUAGAAUGUGGCUUGGCAUCAGCGCGAGGAGCUCAGGCUAAUCGCGGCGUGGAGGGCCUGCCCCGCUCGGCGCAGCCCGGAGACUGGCCGUGGCACGCGGCGCUGCUGCGCGCGCACGUGCACGCCUGCGACGCCGCCCUCGUGCACCCCUCGUGGCUUGUCACCACCGCCUCCUGUUUCCAGGGACAACCAAAAGCUGAGUGGACUGCCAGAUUAGGAACCGUACGGAUCCAGAGUACUACGCCAUGGCAACAAGAACAGCGUAUCGUGGGCAUGGUGCGGUCUCCGGUAGAAGGAAGCAUGUUAGCGCUGGUCAGAUUAGAGGAGCCAGUUGAAAUGACAGACUUUGUGCGCCCACUAUGCUUGCCCGAAGACAAUGCUGCAGAUAACGCAGACAGUGUUUGCAACACAUUAGGGUGGACGCGGAAUAGGGACCAAUUGCAGAGAGUACAUGUCAGCAUAAGCCCGAUGAAUACAUGCGAAAAUGUCAGCAUAGCUACCGUGAAUGGAAUUUGUGCUGAGCCUCUUUAUCACCAAGACGACUGUGAUGAAGAAGAAUAUGCAGGUAGUUCAAUGAUGUGUUUCAAUAAUAAAUUGAAACGUUGGUCUUUGGUUGGAGUCAGCGGGUGGCGCAUUGCCUGCUCUAAAAUAGGACUAGGCAGGCCUCGGAUCUACGACGCGAUUGCUUCACAUGUAGAUUGGAUACGCCGAACCAUUUCCAAUUCUGCUAGAUGACCUUAAUAUGUCUACGUAAUAUGCAUAUUUUAAAAAGACUGUAGGUACUUAAGUACCCUAUAGAAGUAGAAUGAUUGCAUUUUAAAAUUAUGCAAUGUUUUGUCUGUAUGAAAAAUAUCUGUGAAUAAGUUCAACCAUGUGCAUUAAAAUAUUACAAAAGUAAUACCAAUAUAAGUAGAUAUUAAAAGCUACAGUUUUCAGUAGGUUUUAUUUUAUUGAGGUACAAUACUCAACAUUUAC
Amyelois transitella is the source of this 2843-nucleotide messenger RNA. Its product is annotated as atrial natriuretic peptide-converting enzyme. The record is from RefSeq and is a predicted model, not a curated record. Lineage: Eukaryota; Metazoa; Arthropoda; Insecta; Lepidoptera; Pyralidae. The transcript has 12 exons. Gene Ontology annotation, biological process: proteolysis. Gene Ontology annotation, molecular function: protein binding; serine-type endopeptidase activity. The coding region runs from base 195 to 2603 and encodes 802 amino acids.